This is a messenger RNA of Neopsephotus bourkii (Bourke's parrot), 2766 nucleotides long. RefSeq names its product USH1 protein network component harmonin (gene USH1C). Gene Ontology annotation, molecular function: protein binding. The record is from RefSeq and is a predicted model, not a curated record. Lineage: Eukaryota; Metazoa; Chordata; Aves; Psittaciformes; Psittacidae. Gene Ontology annotation, cellular component: cilium; photoreceptor inner segment; plasma membrane. The coding region runs from base 40 to 2466 and encodes 808 amino acids. The transcript has 26 exons. Gene Ontology annotation, biological process: inner ear morphogenesis; inner ear auditory receptor cell differentiation; inner ear receptor cell stereocilium organization.
CAGCGCCCGCACCCUGCGCAGCGCCCGCAUCAGCACACCAUGGAGCGGCGGGUUGCCCGUGAGUUCCGGCACAAGGUUAAUCUACUAAUUGACAAUGAAGCGGAGAAGGAUUACCUUUAUGAUGUGCUGCGGAUGUACCACCAAUCUAUGAAUCUCCCAGUACUUGUGGGGGAUCUGAAACUUGUGAUUAAUGAACCAAGCAGAUUGCCUCUAUUUGAUGCCAUCCGCCCACUUAUCCCAUUAAAACACCAGGUGGAAUAUGAUCAGCUUACACCCAAAAGAUCACGAAAGCUAAAAGAGGUGAGAUUGGAUCGUUUGCAUCCUGAAGGACUUGGAAUCAGUGUGAGAGGUGGAGUGGAAUUUAGCUGUGGCCUCUUCAUCUCCCAGUUAGUUAAAGGAGGACAGGCAGACAAUGUUGGACUUCAGGUUGGAGAUGAGAUAGUUCGUAUAAAUGGAUAUUCCAUUUCAUCGUGCACACAUGAAGAAGUCAUAAAUCUCAUUCGUACAAAGAAAAUAGUGUCCAUAAAAGUAAGACAUAUUGGCAUGAUACCUGUCAAAAGUUCAGCAGAUGAACCCCUUAAAUGGCAAUAUGUGGACCAGUUUGUGUCAGACUCUGGGGAAGGAAAGGGCAGUGUUGCUGGUCUUGCUUCUUCUGGAGGGAGAGACAAUAAAGAGAAGAAAGUCUUCAUUAGCUUGAUUGGUACAAAAGGCAUGGGAUGCAGUAUUUCCAGUGGCCCAACACAAAAACCAGGCAUUUUUAUCAGCAAUGUUAAGCCGGGUUCUCUUUCAGCAGAAGUGGGCUUAGAGGUUGGUGAUCAGAUUGUUGAGGUAAAUGGAGUGGACUUUUCUAAUGUGGAUCAUAAAGAGGCUGUCAGAGUGCUCAAAAGUAGUCGUACUUUGACUAUCUCUGUGGUAGCAGGCGCUGGGAAGGAGCUGUUCAUGACUGAAGAAGAAAGGCAGAGGGAAGCACGUCUUCGUGAGCAAGAACGCCAGGAGUUAAUGCACCAGAAGCGACUUGCGCUGGAGACUAACAAAAUCAUCAAAGAGCAGCAAGAGAAAGAGAGAUUAAGAAAACUGGAGAUCUCCCAGAAGGCUGCAGAGGAAGAGGAGAGAUAUCGCAGAGAAAUAGAACAGAUAACAGCAGAGGAAGAAAAAUUUAAAAAGGAGUGGGAAGAAGACUGGGGUACUAAAGAACCUCCGAAAUCCUUAAAAACUGUAACUGCAGAAGUGCACCCUGCCCCUCGUUCCAAACACAAAACUUUUGGGUGGUUUUAUCGGUAUGAAGGAAAAUUUCCCACAAUUCGCAAGAAAGGGAAAGACCGAAAGAAGUCCAAAAGUGACAGUCUGUGUGAACAGAAGAAGAAUAAAAAGGAAAUGGAGUUUGAGCAAAAACUUGCCAAAGAGAAAGAAGGAAUGUUGGAGAAAGAAAAACAGCUGAAAAUAAAUCGUCUUGUGCAAGAGGUAUCUGAGACAGAACGAGAAGACCUGGAAGAAUCAGAAAAGGUGCAGCACUGGGUGGAAAGACUUUGUCAGACACGGUUAGAACAGAUUUCCUCUGUGGAGAAUGAGUCUCCUGAGCUGGCAAGUGGACGUCCAUCUGCUCCUCCAGCCACAUCAGUGCGGCGUUUUGCUGGUGGCCUGCAGCUUCAUACCACUGAUCUUGAUGACAUAAACUUAGAUGAAAUUGACAAGCCUAACCAACGCGUGCCACCACCUCCGCCGCCGCCACCAUCCACUCUUCCUUCAACACCAUCAGCUCAUCCACUUCCUACAUCAAAUGUUCCACUUUCAAGAGGUCCAGCCCUGUCAGUAACACCAGCUUCCCAGGUUGUAAGAAACACCUCCCACGUUGGCAAAGUGUCUUCUGUGUCAAGCAAUCCACUGAAACUUGCUCCAAGUCCACCUACCCAACGACAUCCAGGGGUACCAAUAGUCUCUAAACCAGUUAUGCUGCACCCUGACCCAAACUUUAUGGUCAGGCCAACAAUCAAAACAGAGGCCCUGGGUUUCCAGAAAUAUUUGGAAGAUUUUGAUCCAUAUUCAAUGUUUACCCCAGAGCAGAUUAUGGGAAAAGAUGUACGGCUAUUACGAAUUAAAAAGGAAGGAUCAUUAGACCUUGCAGUUGAGGGAGGAAUCGAUUCUCCAGUUGGAAAGAUAGUUGUGUCUGCCAUCUAUGAGGGUGGUGCUGCAGACAAACAUGGAGGCAUAGUGAAAGGGGAUGAAAUAUUAGCUGUAAAUGGCAAGAUAUUAAUUGACAGCAGGCUGGCAGAAGCACAGACAACUCUAGCAAAAGCUUGGAACAUGGGUGGGGACUGGAUUGACUUAGUCAUUGCGGCAUCACCUCCAAAGGAAUAUGAUGAUGAAAUCCCUACUAUUCCCUCAUCAACAGUCAGUCCCAACACACAAAAAAAGGUUUUUGAAGGCAGUGCACCUGUGUACAGACAAGGGUAUCUCCUGCAGCUGUAGCCACUGCAGUGUUCCCUCAUGGUGAAUAACCAGACCUGGGUUAACAUGACUGUCCAUUGUGAGGCUGCGUUAUUCUUUCAGCAUGUGCCUGCCUGUGCAUUGUAUGCCAUGUUUGCUUUUGUUCCUGGCAUGCUGGAAUGUUCUUUGGGCUUUUGCCAUGCCUUCCUAUUAAAAUAUAAGUAUUUAGCUUCUACUUAAUAAUGUCCCUUAGAAGUCCUCUGCAGAAUUGGUUUCUCAUCUGACAGAAUGUAAAAUAAAUAGGCCCUGUCUAAACACAUAGGAUUAAUCUAUUUUUGUAUU